AUGUUGCAGGCACUGUGCAGCCUGCUCCGAAGAGAUGCCUCCAUCAACUUCAAGGCCAAGGGGAACAGCCUGGUGUCUGUCUUGGCCUGCAACCUCCUCAUGGCAGCGUACGAAGAGGACGAGAACUGGCCCGAGAUCUUUGUCAAGGUUUACAUCGAGGACUCCCUCGGGGAACGCAUCUGGGUGGACAGCCCUCACUGCAAGACGUUUGUGGAUAACAUCCAAACAGCUUUUAAUACAAAGAUGCCUCCUAAGAACAUGCUCUUGCAUGGAGAAGUUGGGCGGAGUGGAGGGGACCUUAGUGCUGGGAGUAGCCCACACCCUUCCAUGACAGAGGAGGAGGACAGCCAGAGCGAGCUGCUGAUUGCAGAGGAGAAGAUGAGCCCGGAGCAGGAGGGCCAGCUCAUGCCCAGGUAUGAGGACCUUGCAGAGAGUGUGGAGGAGUAUGUCCUCGACAUGCUGCGGGACCAGCUGAACCGGCGCCAGCCCAUGGACAACGUCUCCAGGAACCUGCUCCGGCUGCUGACCGCCACCUGCGGCUACAAGGAGGUGCGGCAGAUGGCCGUGCAGAGGCUGGAGAUGUGGCUGCAGAAUCCAAAGCUGACCAAGCCGGCGCAGGACUUGCUGAUGUCAGUCUGUAUGAACUGCAACACCCACAGCUCAGAGGACAUGGAAGUCAUCUCCAACCUGAUCAAAAUUCGUCUGAAGCCAAAAGUCCUUCUCAACCAUUACAUGCUGUGUGUCAGAGAGCUGCUGAAUGCACACAGGGAUAACCUGGGCACCACAAUUAAGUUUGUGAUUUUCAACGAACUGUCAAAUGCCAGAAACCCCAACAACAUGCAGAUCCUGUAUACUGUGCUUCAGCAUAGCUCAGAGCAAGCUCCCAAGUACCUAGCAAUGGUGUUCCAGGAUCUUCUGACGACCAAGGACGAUUACCUGCGGGCGUCGCGGGCUCUGCUGCGGGAGAUCAUCAAACAGACGAAACACGAGAUCAACUUCCAGGCCUUCUGCCUGGGCCUUAUGCAGGAAAGGAAGGAGGCCCAGUAUGCAGAGAUGGAAUUCAAGGAGCGGUUUGUCAUCCACAUAACUGAUCUGCUGGCUGUCUCCAUGAUGCUUGGUAUUACAGCCCAGGUGAAGGAGGCUGGAAUUGCUUGGGACAAAGGAGAGAAGAAGAACCUGGAAGUGCUGCGCUCCUUCCAGAACCAGAUUGCGGCUAUCCAGCGAGACGCUGUCUGGUGGCUUCACACGGUCGUUCCAUCCAUCAGCAAGCUGGCUCCAAAGGACUAUGUGCACUGCCUCCACAAGGUGCUCUUCACAGAACAGCCUGAAACCUACUACAAAUGGGACAACUGGCCCCCUGAGAGUGACCGCAACUUCUUCCUGCGGCUCUGCUCCGAGGUGCCCAUCCUGGAGGACACGCUGAUGCGCAUCCUGGUCAUCGGUUUGUCGCGGGACCUUCCCCUGGGCCCAGCUGAUGCCAUGGAGCUCGCUGACCACCUGGUGAAGCGGGCGGCGGCCGUGCAGGCGGACGAUGUCGAGGUCCUGAGGGUAGAAAGAAUCCAGCUGAUCGAUGCAGUCUUAAAUCUGUGCACUUACCACCAUCCAGAGAAUAUCCAGCUACCCCCAGGGUACCAGCCUCCAAAUCUAGCUAUUUCUACCCUCUAUUGGAAAGCUUGGCCUCUCCUGCUUGUAGUGGCUGCGUUCAAUCCUGAAAACAUUGGUCUGGCUGCAUGGGAGGAGUACCCCUCUCUAAAGAUGCUCAUGGAAAUGGUCAUGACCAAUAAUUAUUCUUAUCCUCAAUGUACCUUGACGGAUGAGGAGACACGCACAGAGAUGAUUAAUCGUGAACUCCAAAUCUCCCAGAGAGAAAAACAGGAGAUUCUUGCUUUUGAGGGUCAUCUGGCUGCUGCAUCCACAAAACAAACAAUUACAGAGAGCAGCAGCCUCUUGCUGUCCCAACUGACAAGCCUGGACCCUCAGGGCCCCCCACGCAGACCUCCACCACAUGUCCUGGAGCAGGUGAAGAGCCUGAAUCAGUCGCUUCGCUUGGGCCACCUCCUGUGCCGCAGUCGUCACCCUGACUUUCUUCUCAACAUCAUUCAAAGACAGGCCUCAUCGCAGUCAAUGCCGUGGCUGGCAGAUCUGGUUCAGUCCAGCGAGGGCUCCUUGGAUGUCCUACCUGUGCAGUGCCUCUGUGAGUUCCUGCUUCAUGAUGCUGCUGAUGAGUCGACCUCUGGUGAAGAGGAGGAGGAGGGUGAGAGUAAGGAGCAGCGUGCCAAGAAGCGCCAGAGACAGCAGAAACAAAGGCAGCUGCUUGGUCGGUUGCAAGACUUGCUGUUGGGCCCCAAAGCAGAUGAACAGACAACCUGUGAGGUGCUCGACUAUUUCCUACGGCGCCUCAGUUCCUCCCAGGUGGCCUCACGAGUCCUGGCUAUGAAGGGCCUGUCCUUGGUGCUGUCAGAAGGGGGACUGCGUGAUGGAGAGGAGAAAGAUCACCCCAUGGAGGAAGACUCUGGUGAUUCUGAACUGCUGCAGGGGUAUCAGUGGCUGCUGAGAGACCUCCCGAGGCUGCCCCUGUUUGACAGUGUUAGAGCAACGACAGCUCUUGCCUUGCAACAGGCCAUCCACAUGGAGACAGAUCCCCAGACCAUCAGUGCUUACCUGGUGUACCUCUCCCAGCACGCCCCAGUGGAGGAGCAGGGGCAGCACAAUGACCUUGCUCUGGAUGUAGCCCGGCUGAUCGUGGAGCGCUCGACCAUCAUGUCUCACCUCUUCUCCAAGCUCUCCUACUGUGCUGAGUCAGAUGCAGUGCUUGUGGCUCUUCUCUCCAUCUUCUCUCGCUACAUCAAGCGCAUGCGCCAGAGCAAGGAGGGGGAGGAGGUGUACAGCUGGUCAGAGUCCCAGGAUCAGGUGUUCCUUCGCUGGACCACUGGGGAAACAGCCACUAUGCACAUCCUUGUGGUUCAUGCCAUGGUCAUUCUCCUGACACUGGGGCCACCUCAAGGGGAUGGUGACUUCUAUACCUUGCUGGAUAUAUGGUUCCCGGAGAAAAAGCCCCUUCCUACUGCUUUCCUGGUGGACACCUCAGAGGAGGCUCUGCUGCUCCCCGACUGGCUCAAGCUGCGCAUGAUCCGCUCCGAGGUCCCGCGGCUUGUGGAUGCAGCCCUGCAGGACCUGGAGCCACAGCAGCUGCUUCUCUUUGUUCAGUCCUUUGGAAUUCCAGUUUCCAGCAUGAGCAAACUUCUGCAGUACCUGGAUCAGGCAGUAUCUCAUGACCCGCAGACACUGGAGCAGAACAUCAUGGACAAGAACUACAUGGCUCACCUUGUGGAGGUUCAGCAUGAGAGAGGAGCGACAGGAGGCCAGACUUUCCACUCCCUGCUCACUGCCUCCUUACCAGCCCGCCGAGACAGCGCUGAGGCUGCAAGGUCAAAGUCCAGUCCUGAGAGCUCUCAAGGCCAGAGCAGGAUCCGGGCCUUAAGCCAGGUCCGGGUUCUGGGCCCAGAUGAUGAUCUGGCAGGCAUCUUACUGCAG
Messenger RNA from Merops nubicus (carmine bee-eater), 3534 nucleotides. It is a transcript of the gene INTS1, whose product is annotated as integrator complex subunit 1. Gene Ontology annotation, cellular component: integrator complex. The transcript is spliced from 26 exons. The annotation marks the transcript as partial. The record is from RefSeq and is a predicted model, not a curated record. Gene Ontology annotation, biological process: U2 snRNA 3'-end processing. Lineage: Eukaryota; Metazoa; Chordata; Aves; Coraciiformes; Meropidae.